GGCGAACGUUCAAGUUGCGUCCUGCACAAGCAACAAGCUGCAAGCCUGAGAAAUUCAAACACCUGCAAAGGUUUUCUUCAGACAAAAGCUGCCUUACAGCUUGUAACUUUGUUUCACUGCAGUCCCAUGAAGCAAAAGAGACCGCGGCAUUAGUUUACGUACGUCAACUCCAUUCUGGGCCCCCGUAAAGCCUUACCAGCUGUGCAGAUUGCAAGAGGGGGUGUCUAGCUACGAGCACGAUGUGCGGCAUUGUUGCGGUCCUGGGGAGCCAGGACACAUCUGCAUCUCGUCGAAUCCAAAUUGUGGAUUGCGCUCGGAAGUUGCGGCACCGAGGGCCCGACUGGAGUGGCAUUCACCACAGCGGGAACAACUUUCUGGCCCAUGAGCGGCUGGCGAUCAUCGACCCCGCGUCCGGCGAUCAGCCUCUCUACAGCGAAGACAAGAGCAUCGUUGUGACAGUGAAUGGCGAGAUCUACAACCAUGAACAGCUCAAGAAGGGGCUCACGGGGGAGCACAUGUACCGCACGGGGAGCGACUGCGAGGUCAUCCCGCAUCUGUACGAAGAGGUCGGCGAGGACGUGGCGAGCCUUCUAGACGGCAUGUUCUCAUUCGUGCUUCUCGACAACAAGACGGGCAACUUUAUGGCGGCGCGCGACCCGAUCGGCAUCACGCCGCUGUACAUGGGCUGGGGCCGCGACGGCUCCGUAUGGUUCGCGUCCGAAAUGAAGGCGCUGACCUCAGAGUGCGACCAGUUCCAGGAGUUUCCCCCGGGGCACAUCUACUCCAGCAAGCAAGGCGGCCUCCGGCGCUACUACACCCCCCCCUGGUUCGACGAGCACAUCCCGUCCGGCCCGCUCGACCUCACCGCGCUGCGUGUCGCCUUCGAGAAGGCGGUCGUCAAGCGGCUCAUGACCGACGUCCCCUUCGGAGUCCUCCUGUCGGGCGGUUUGGACUCCAGCCUAGUUGCCUCGGUCGCGAGCCGCCACCUGGCGGAGACGAAAGCCGCGGUCUGGGGCCCGAAACUGCACACGUUCUCGGUGGGGCUUCCCGGGUCGCCGGAUCUGAAGGCGGCGCGCGAGGUGGCGGAUAUCCUGGGGACGGACCACCAUGAGUUAACGUUUUCGGUGCAGGACGGCCUAGACGCGUUGUCGGAGGUGAUUUACCACAUCGAGACGUAUGACGUCACGACGAUCCGUGCGAGCACGCCCAUGUUCCUCAUGUCGCGCAAGAUCCGCGCGAUCGGCGUCAAGAUGGUCCUCUCGGGGGAGGGCUCGGACGAGAUCUUUGGGGGGUACCUCUACUUCCAUAAAGCGCCCAACAAGGAGGAGUUCCACAAGGAGACAUGCCGCAAAAUCAAGGCGCUUCACAUGUACGACUGCCUGCGCGCGAACAAGUCGACGAGCGCCUGGGGGAUCGAGGCGCGUGUGCCCUUCCUCGAUAAGGAGUUCAUUGACGUCGCCAUGGCCAUCGACCCGCAACACAAAAUGGCGCAGAAUUUCAAGGGCAAGCCGAUUGAGAAGUUCAUCAUCCGAAAGGCCUUUGACACCCCCGAGAACCCCUUCCUUCCGGAGCAUAUUCUGUACCGGCAAAAAGAGCAAUUCAGUGACGGUGUCGGAUACAGCUGGAUCGACGGCCUCAAAGACUUCGCCGAGAAGCAGGUUACGGACCAGAUGAUGCAGCACGCAGAGAAGGCGUUCCCCGUGAACAGCCCCACGACGAAGGAGGGGUACUACUACCGGACGCUCUUCGAGAAGCACUUCCCGCAGCACGCCGCAGCGCUGACCGUCCCGGGGGGCCCGAGCGUCGCGUGCAGCACGGCCGCUGCCAUUGAAUGGGAUAAGGCGUGGGCCAACAUGCUGGACCCCUCCGGGAGGGCCGCCACUGGGGUACACGAUUCCGCGUACGAGCCGGAAGCGAAGGCUGCGGCGAAUGGAGCCUGACGGGCGCGUUUCGGACGGAACGGAAAAUGGGGGUUGACUUGAUGGGCUCUUUUGUGUCAACGCUCGAUUGUUGUGGAACGAUUGAAACGGAUUGUUAUACGAAUGGAGAUUUAGAUUUUUUGGUGUAGCAGUACGGACUGGUUUACGAGCUUGUUGUCAGCAAACGAAAGCUGAGGGGUUGACGCACUGACAUCUGAGGGCGUUGGUUCUCAACGCCGAAUCGUACUUGUCUGAACGCGAUUGCCGAAAAUGGAGAGACAAAUAUGCAUGUGAGUCAGGGUUAGAGAGGCGGCGCUUGCUUGGGUUGCUUGCGCUUGCAGAUAAGGGGUUUGCCAAAGGGCGGCCCGCCAGUCAUAUGGUGAUCUUAGACGUUUGCAGUUACUUGCUGUGUCUGUUGAAAACUCAGCCUGGCAGAAAUGUAGCACCUUUAAUUGAACCGUAAUACAUGCAUGGCAAACCGAUACAGCUCGUCAACAAUGAACUUGUCACACGCAACUUUCCACUUGACUCA
Klebsormidium nitens is the source of this 2451-nucleotide messenger RNA. The record is from the annotation of a GenBank genome assembly. NCBI's taxonomy places the organism in Eukaryota, Viridiplantae, Streptophyta, Klebsormidiophyceae, Klebsormidiales, Klebsormidiaceae.